Messenger RNA from Camelina sativa (false flax), 1165 nucleotides. RefSeq names its product WUSCHEL-related homeobox 4. Gene Ontology annotation, biological process: cell division; phloem or xylem histogenesis; procambium histogenesis. Gene Ontology annotation, cellular component: nucleus. The record is from RefSeq and is a predicted model, not a curated record. Lineage: Eukaryota; Viridiplantae; Streptophyta; Magnoliopsida; Brassicales; Brassicaceae. Gene Ontology annotation, molecular function: DNA-binding transcription factor activity; DNA binding.
ACACUUCUCUUCUAUAUAUAUGCAUAAGCUAAGUCCUGUAAAGAGAAAGGCAUAGCAUUUGACAUUUCCUAUAUAUAAAAAAAACAAUGAAAGUUCAUGAGUUCUCUAAUGGGUUUUCUUCGUCGUGGGGUCAACAUGACUCGACAUCAUCCCUUAGCCUAAGCUGCAAACGCCUCCGACCUCUUGCGCCGAAACUUUCUGGCAGCCCUCCCUCGCCUCCUUCUUCUUCCUCCGGCGUCACUUCCGCAACUUUUGACCUAAAAAGCUUUAUUAGACCCGAUCAAACCGGUCCAACAAAAUGUGAACACAAACGAGACCCUCCUCAAGUUAGUUCCCUUACUUUGGAAACGCCCCCGGGAGGGACAAGGUGGAACCCGACUCAAGAACAGAUAGGGAUACUUGAGAUGUUGUACAAAGGUGGAAUGCGCACUCCUAACGCUCAACAAAUCGAGCAUAUCACAUCGCAACUCGGGAAGUACGGGAAAAUCGAAGGGAAGAAUGUGUUCUACUGGUUCCAGAACCACAAAGCCCGUGAGAGACAGAAGCAGAAGAGGAACAACCUUAUCAGCAUAAGUUGCCAAACCAGCUUCACGACCACUAGUGUCUCUAACCCGAGUGUAACAACGAAGACAAGAACAUCAUCAUCACUAGACAUCAGGAGAGAUUCAAUGGUGGAGAAGCAGGAGUUAGUGGAAGAGAAUGAGUAUAAGAGGACAUGUAGAAGCUGGGGAUUUGAGAACUUGGAGAUAGAGGGAAGAAGAAACAAAAAUAGUAGUACUAUGGGAACUACUUAUCAUAAAAUCAUUGACAAUGUAACCCUCGAGCUGUUCCCUUUGCACCCUGAAGGUAGAUGAAGAUGAGGCAGAAAAUUGUGGAAUUCUUGUGUAGAUCUGGUUUAGGUUCAGAGGAAGCAAUUGGUAUCUAGAAUUUCAAAAGAAAAUAAGCAUAAUAAUAAGUUUCUAAAACUACAAAAUCUACUUAAGAAUUCCCUUAUUAAUCUGUGAGUCUGAUGUAUCAUUGUAGAUUUUUUUUUUUUGCGAUGUAAUCAUAAAUGAUGAUGCUUAGUUUAAUUAGCUCAUUUCUUUUCGUCUUUGUUCGUAACAAAUUCACUCGUGAUUUGUUGUACUCUCUUAAUUAUGAUUGGUCAUCUACGUAUUCCACGCUA